This is a messenger RNA of Uranotaenia lowii, 3212 nucleotides long. RefSeq lists its product as uncharacterized. The record is from RefSeq and is a predicted model, not a curated record. Gene Ontology annotation, biological process: cell fate commitment; regulation of transcription by RNA polymerase II. Gene Ontology annotation, cellular component: nucleus. NCBI's taxonomy places the organism in Eukaryota, Metazoa, Arthropoda, Insecta, Diptera, Culicidae. Bases 252 to 2984 code for a protein of 910 amino acids. The transcript has 4 exons. Gene Ontology annotation, molecular function: DNA-binding transcription factor activity, RNA polymerase II-specific; RNA polymerase II cis-regulatory region sequence-specific DNA binding.
AAUGAAAUUUUAUUAACCUUUUUUCAUAAAUCAAUCAAACUGAACGUUAAAACCUUAUUUAGUCCUGUUUACAAUCUUUCACGGUACAUUUUAGGUUAAGAAACGUGCAAAUUCCCUACCUGCUUCUAAUAAACUGGACGUUUUGCUUACUUUUUCCCGGAUUUAGGUUCCUUCCAUAAGCCACGAAUCGAGUAUCUUCGAGUAUUCACAAUUAUCUACACAUCUAUAAACAUACACAAUCUAUAUAAAUCAUGUCAUCCAAACGCAAAUCGCCCCCAAAUAAGCUAUCCAACGCCGGAUCUCCGUCACCGGGUGCUAUUGGAACAUCCCAACAGCAGCAGCAACAGCAAAUGGAGCGAAACAAUUUCAAAAAGAUUUCCCUCAAAAACGAGGACCUCAUCAAAUCGUCCCCGGUCAAGGAGCUGAAUUGUGCAUUUGAUGCUAGUUUUUUGUCGAUGCAGAAAAUGCAGGCCCAGAUGGAGCCAAAAUUUAUCAAAAAUGAACACAGCGAUUACUUGGCGGGGUAUCAGCAUCAUCAGCAACAGCAGCACCCGCACCAUUUUGGAGGGCUGGCCGGGAUUCCUGGGGCCGGCCAUCCGCUAUUUCUGGACGGAGACUUUCAUCAGCAGUUCAAUUUGCCAUUUUUGAAUGUGGCCAGCUAUAUCUUGAAGGGCUCGGAACCGCCACCGAUGGGCGGCAACAAGAGCGAUAACUACCAUUUGGCUAUGAAUUUGGAUGGGAUGAACAUUUCGGCUGGAGCGAGAGCUGGCUUGGGACAGUUCGAUGGACAGCAGCAGCAGACUCAGCACUCACAAGGACCUAUCGCUGGCAGCCCCAGGAAGGUCAACAAUUUGAUACUUAACCACUUGAAAUCGAUUGUGGAUAACUUUGACACUCUGAAUAAUAAUGUAAAUGAUAAAUCCGCCGGAACACCUCCACCGGGACCGACUGCUUCGCUUUCGACGGCCAACAAUUGCUCAACCGGCAGCACAAUGGACGAUCUACCGUCCGGAAAUGGAGCCGGGAAUCCAUUUUUAAAUAACAAUACGAACAGCCACAUGCUCGAUAAGGACAGCUAUGAAGGAUUCCGUUCCCGGCUGGACGAACGACUUAGCCAUCUGCAGCUGAGCAAACGGGAAAUCAAUCUGAUGCGGUUGAAUCUCAGCCUGUUGGAUUUCCCCAACGAGUUGCCACCAAGUUUGCUGAACCACAAUCGCUCCGCUUCACCGAGCCCCCAUGGCGAUGACUUGAACUGUAGCUCCUCGCAGAAUAAUCCCAACAUUAAAUUGAUAAAAAGAAGUUUCAAGGAGUCUCUCUACGAGAAGGAGAAAAACAUCAACCGGCUGAUCAUGUACUUUACCAUUUGGAGGGAGAUGCUGCUCAAGGCACAAUUUACCGGUAACAAAAAGUACAAAUACACCAACAAUUCCAACAAGUCGAACUUGGAUCCGAACUCGCUGCUCGGGCCCAGCUCGACAGUCGUCAGCACGCCGCAGCACGCUGGAUCGAGCAGCCCGACAACGGCCGAUCAUCCUUCGGCGACCAAUCGGAUCGGGUCGUCGAGUCUACCGAGGAGCGCUUCUUCGACAACGGACUGCGAUACUCCGGGCGAAGAGGCAAUCGAUGCGGAAAACUGCAUCCAACGUUAUCGGAACGUAUUCCAGGCUAUUUCUGGAGCUGGAGGAGGUGGGAUUAAACCUCCAGAGGGGGAUAAACUUAGCUUGCGUGGUAAGCAGUCGAGGAAACGUCCGGCAGGAUUUCCGUCCUCCUGCGAUGAUAUUAUUUUGAUGGACAGCAAAAACUCGCCGGUGGAUUUGCGUUCCGGUCCACCGACGCCAUCCUACGAGAAUGAGUACGGCGAUAAGACAGUUACAAGCAAAGAAGACCAAAGAUACCUGAAGGACGACGCACCGAUCAAUCUGUGUAAGCGGAAGAAUGAUCAACGCGAUAGUCCUCCGAUACGGGACGUGAUUAACAAUGGCAGCAAACUUUCGGGCGUACUGUUCAACCACUGCGAUCCGGAAGAUUUGAUGCACGACCGCAUCAUGGACGGUGGCGGAUUGCCGCAUGCCGUCUCGCUACUAGACAAAGAAACCGAAAAGUAUUUGCUCAAACCCAAGCGGGAACGUUUGGAGCCACCGGAACCGAGUCUGUUCGACUACGGAAAACCGGACGCGUUGAAGCCCAAACUGCAAGCUCUCUACCAAUCGCCUAGCCCUCAUCACCAUAGUAGUCCGGAUGAGAAGCAGUUGCUAGGCGACGCGGGAUUUUCAUUGCCGCAGCCAUUCUUUAUCAAGAAUCCGGACGCCCACGGGAGUCCGCUCAAUCCGACUGGUCUAUCGGUGCCAUUUAGUAGUAACGCCAUGUUAGACAACAUGAAUCGUCAUUUGAUGCGGCAACAGCAGCAGUUGAACGCGGCGGCAGCUGCAGCUGUUGCCUCUGGAUUACCCUCGGGUGGUGGAGGUGGAGGCGAAAGAGGAGGAGGAGGUGGAUCCAGUAAAAAAGACAAAUCCAACCAUCUGGCUGGGAUGGAUUUGGGGCCGGAUUUGGGUUCGGGUCGUCGCUCCGGCGGAGAAAAGAAUCACAUCAAGCGACCCAUGAACGCAUUUAUGGUUUGGGCUAAGGACGAGAGACGCAAGAUUCUCAAGGCCUGCCCCGAUAUGCACAAUUCAAACAUUUCCAAAAUUCUGGGUGCCCGUUGGAAGGCCAUGACAAAUUUGGAGAAGCAGCCGUACUACGAAGAGCAAGCCAAACUAUCGAAGCAACACAUGGAAAAACAUCCGGACUACCGUUAUCGACCGCGACCCAAACGGACCUGCAUUAUCGAUGGCAAGAAGAUGCGAAUCUCCGAGUACAAGAUGCUGAUGAAGAACCGCCGCCAGGAGAUUCGACAGUUUUGGACCCGGGACUUUGAUGGGGCCAGCCCGGAUCAGGACUGCUCGCUCGAUAACGGAGGCAAGCUGAUCAAGAACGAGGGCAUGUGAGAGGAGGCCAACGGUGGAGGACCAGCUGCUGGGCUGGGCUUUCUGCCUCCACCGGGGUGCUUCGGAAUGUAGGCGGUGGUCGUGAGGAGGAAGAUGAUGGUGGUGUGGUCGAGAAAUUUCCUCGCGUUAGUCAUUUGGCGGGAUAAAAUGGGUUGUUGUUGUAGUGAAACACGGACGAUGGAGAAAUUUAAGCACAUUUACUAUUUGGAGCUAAUAAACAAAAACAAG